This is a messenger RNA of Oncorhynchus tshawytscha (Chinook salmon), 3007 nucleotides long. RefSeq lists its product as uncharacterized. The coding region runs from base 224 to 838 and encodes 204 amino acids. The transcript is spliced from 7 exons. Lineage: Eukaryota; Metazoa; Chordata; Actinopteri; Salmoniformes; Salmonidae. The record is from RefSeq and is a predicted model, not a curated record.
CGUUCUUCCCAGCAGCUUUCCAGACAGCAUCCCUGUAGAAUCCGGCAGUGAAGAGGAUGAUAAUAUUGGUCUUGAAUCGUUUUGCUUUCCCCAUUUUCGGUGGCCUGUCCCCGGAAAUGUCCCCGUUUUUAACUUUGCGGCUUCAUUCACUCUUCUUCUACUAACUACUUGCUCGUGAUAGUUUUAGAGAAAACUGCAGUGGAAAACUCAGCCAGAAGCUAUCAUGUAUCAAGUGAAUCCACAACAUCACCACAAACGUCUUUUCAAGUCAGUCUCUGUAUUCUCAGUCUCAGUGUGCGCAGCCUCAGUAGGGGAGAAGCUGGUUUCCUACACAUGUCAAGAGGGUACAAACACACUUGAAGCACCAUUUGGAGCAGUGGAUCCCCAAUGUGAUCAGAGCUGGACCACUGGCAAAAAGCCCAUUGCCUACUAUGAAAAUGGCAAAGGUGAAUGCAGUUUUUCAUGCGAAGAAGUGAUCUCUGGCAAAGUCAUCCUCCGUGAAUGUCCCAAUGUCACAUUAACUAUUGGUUGCACCACCAAGGAUGGGGUAUAUGAAGAGACCAGGCUGCACUUCUCAGCGAUAAGCAGACCAGCUGUCUCUAUGACAUCCACUAACACUGCAAACAAUCAUAUCGCACAUUAUGGGAUAAGUGUCAGCAACCAAGCUUUGCCUCUGAAAACUGCCAGCACUGCCUCUACAAACGUUCAACAUGCUCAUUAUGGAUUAAUUAUAUUCUCGGUCCUGUCACCUCUGGUUAUUGUGAUCAGCGUGAUCAUCAGCCGUUACUGCAGAUCUCGUUCAAAUGAAGGUGAGGGGGCUUCAUCCAUGGUGUUGUAAUCCCCCCAAAGGACCUAGAUGACAUCUAUCCUGUCAAUGAAGAAUACUGAAUCAGGCAUUAUCUUAAAAUUUAGCCAGUAGGAUUAUUGACAGGUAAUCCUUUCGGGACUGCUGCUCUACCUCUCAAAAGGGAAAGAAAAUGAGCUUUUAGACCAUGUAGGUUUUUAGUUUCAUUGCAGACAAAUUAAAAUGAUGUAGUUCUGUGAAGCACUCAAUGUUGUGCACUUUCCUGCAUUCUCUUUUAAUUCCAAUACUCGAAUAACCCCCUAAACUUGUUUACCAGUGAUGCAGGAGACGUUGGCAGUCUUUUUCCAAAGCAAGAACUUCAUUUUCACCUAAGACAGGAAGGAGAAAAGCCAUAGAUCUUUUUUGGUGAAAAUGUGUUCUUGCUGCUAACAUUUGAAACUGCUCUGCAUCACAAUGCUGGGACAUACAGCUAGUGUUGUAGUAUUAAUGUAGUAACAAGUAUUUCCAAUCUAUUUAUUGCUGAAAGAUGUAUAAGUGUAAAAUGAGGAAGGUAUGGUAUUUCUAGGUAUUUUUGCCAACAGUACAGUAAUUGUUACACUACGUUGCCGUUUCUCUCUUACAUAUUUGUGAAAAAACUGUUAAUAUGACAGUUAGCUACAGUAGAUGGUAGCGAUGCCAAGCAGUAACAGAAAGCACUCAAUGUUAAUCAGUUCACCUUGGGCUUGGAAGUGAUGAAAUGAACCAGCAAUUGGCGACUUACUCGUCCGAAAUCCUAAUGCUAUUGAGUAAGGUAGUCAACCUGUGGGACCAGUCUCUAUGGCAAGACUUGAAAAUGGCUGUCUAGCCAUGAUCAACAACCAACUUGACAGAGCUUGAAGAAUUUUAAAAAGAAUAAUGUGCAAAUAUUGUACAAUCCAGGCGUGCAAAGCUCUUAAGAGACUUACCCUGAAAUCGCUGCCAGAGGUGAAGCUAACAUAUACUUAUGUAAAUUAGAUAUCUGUAUUUCAUUUAUUUAUUCUAAAAACAGGUUUUACAUUUGUCACUGUGGGUUAUUGUGUGUAGAUGGGUGAGAGAAAAAAAUCAGGCUGUCACAACAAAAUGUGGAAUAAGUCGACAGUGCCUAAAGUAUUCUUACCUAUCGAUUUUAGAGAUGCGGUAACAGAAAGUGCUCAAGGUUAAUCGUUCAUCUUGGGCUUGGAGGUGAUGAAAUGAGCUGGCAAUUGGAGAGUUACUGGUCUGAAAUCCUAAUGCUGUUGUGGCAUGAGAAAGGUGCUGUGGGACCAGUGUCAAAAUUAGCAAGGAUAAAAAUGUUAAAAGCAUUUUAUUAUCGGUUAUCACAUUUCAUGGACACUUACCAAACAUCUGUUAUUCUAAAUCUUCUUAUAUUAACUGACAAACUGAAUUUGAUACACACUAGUAUUACAUGAGCUGCAAAUAAGCUUUAUUUCUUUUUUAGGUCUGUUGCUUUGCUUUUGUAUGUAUUUGUAUUAACAACUGCUAACCAUGUGUAUGUGACCAAUAACAUUUGAUAUGAUUUAAUUCUGUUAAGAUUAUUAUUAUUAUUAUUGUGAAUUAAUGUGUUGUGUGCUAUGAUCACACGGGUGUCAUGAAAAAAAUGUCACUGUUAUUGUAUAUGACCCAUAUCCAUGCACUCCUCAUGUCAAACCUGUCCUGUGAUAUGGUGAUGCAAUAAAAAAACAAAUAUUUAGUUCUAUAGUAUUACAUUUUUUUAAAGCUACAUGGAAUUUUGUAAAGGAUUUUCAAUGCUUAGAUCAGUGGUGUAAAGUACUUUAGGCCAGGCACCACAGGUGAAUAGGCAUUUUUUUAAGUCUUUAGUCUCAUCAGACUGAAACUUUACCAGUUGAAAGUAUACAUAAAUCCAAGAUAUUAUUGUAUUACAAGUUCUAAUUAUUUUAAAAUAAAAAUAUGCAAAUGAGGCAUAUUACAAGAAUCUGUUUUUUUUACACAUUGCUUCAAGGUAGAAUGUGUUUUUGUAUUAUUGUGAUAAGACAUUCAAUGGUCAGACUGUGUGGAAUAAUGGGAAUGUACGUCCUUUGAAGACUGAGAAAAAUGAAUUGGCGCACCAGGAACAUGUCAUUUUGAGAAAAUGGCCGAUACAGACUGGCUAAUGGAAUUAAAAUGUACUUUCCAUAAAUAUAAUCAUGUAUGUCACAUUAAUUAAAAAUAAACAAAAUAUACCUU